Molecule: messenger RNA, 1733 nt
Organism: Exophiala viscosa
Lineage: Eukaryota; Fungi; Ascomycota; Eurotiomycetes; Chaetothyriales; Herpotrichiellaceae
Product: amidohydrolase
Exons: 2
Coding region: 438-1673 (411 amino acids)
Molecular function (GO): hydrolase activity, acting on carbon-nitrogen (but not peptide) bonds
Source: RefSeq, a predicted model, not a curated record
UGUACAUUCAUGCACUGCGACGGGUGGCCAUCCCUUCUGCUGGAAGCCGUGUACAUUGGCAUAUUGCGAACAUUUCCAGUGAUGAUAUUCCCUGUGCCUUCUUGACAAGGUUAUGGCGUCGAUGGUGAAGCAAAGACCCUCUUGCGUAAGCGUGGAGAGGUUCCUUUGGACAUGGCAAUUUUCACCUGCUCUUAGACGUCCUCCAUUCCCUCCACAAGCUAUCUCUUUACUACCUGGUACUGUGCAAUCUCGAACCAAGUUCUUUAGGUAAGUGGCCACGGCCUUGAUCUGCAGACCCGCCAGCUUCAAUGUUGCCAGAAGACAAUUUCGUCCGUGUCUCUCUGGCAGACUGGCACGGACGAAUUGAUCUUUGUCAGCCAAAGAACACUUUCCUAUAUAACUACGAUUUUCUGCGUGGACAGUGUUGAUUGUAUACCAUGGCCACUACCGUUAUCACCAAUGUACGGCUGUUUGACGGCGAGAACGUUCAGAGUGUUACGAACGUGGUAAUCUCUGGCACCACAAUAUCUGGUAUUUGCAGCCAUGUCCAGAUUCCCGAGGGUGCUACGAUCAUCGAUGGCGAAGGUUGCACAUUGUUACCCGGGCUGAUUGACUCGCACGUUCAUACCGGCCUCGAACAAUUGGAGCUCGCUCUCAAAUUCGGAGUAACAACCGAGCUGGAGAUGAUGGGCCAUUGGGAGCUUGAUCAGCGAAGGGAGAUUUCGAAACGAGAUGACAUCGCUGACCUGAAAACGGCAAGCUUCGGUCUCACACGGCCGAAUGGUCAUCCUUAUCAGCUCACCAAGGCCCACGAUGCCCCUCAACCCGACGCAGAGCAUCCUCAUGCAACAGACGAGAAACAGACAUUGCGGCAUGCCGAGACGAAAGAACAGGCAAUCGAGUUUGUGCGACAGCGUGUGGCCGAAGAGGCGGACUAUAUCAAAAUUAUGAUCGAAGAAGGCUCGGUAUUCCAAACACCCGGUCUUCCCCUGUUGUCCGACGAAGCAAUGGUGGUUGCAGUUCAAGAAGCACAUCGCCACAAUAAGGUCACCGUCGCGCACGCCUUGACUUACAGUGCUGCUGAGAAAGCUAUUGCCAUCGGUAUUGACGGGCUGACUCAUCUGUUCAUCGAUCGUGGCACGGACACUUCGUUUCUGGACAAGAUGCAAGGCAAAUUUGUGACGCCUUGCCUGACCCUCGACGCUUCAUUGCUAGGACUAAAGCCUACUGCAUUUGCAGCAGAUCCUCGGGUGGCGGCCAGACUACCGCCUGUCUGGUACAACCAUCUCCAGGGCAGUAUGGACAAGUAUACUCAAGGUGAUCUCGACGUUGUCCUUAAAUCAGUGGCGGCAUUGCAUAAAGCGGGGAUUGACAUCCUGGUUGGUACCGACAGCUCCUUUCCUAUACCCAACCUUGCUGGCAUCGCUCAUGGGGCAAGCGUCCAUCACGAGUUGCAACUUUUGGUACAAGCGGGUUUGACGCCCCUGGAAGCGCUGCGUGCGGCGACCAGUGUUCCAGCUCGUCGCUUCGGUCUUUUCGAUCGAGGCCGUGUUCACGAGGGGCUCCGGGCGGAUCUAUUGCUUGUUGAUGGCGACCCAACAAGAGAUAUCAAGUGUACAUUAUCGAUCAAGUCUAUUUGGAGGCGUGGUUGUUUGCUAGAUAUUGCCAAGUAGUAGAACACAAGCGUAACGCGGAUUGUUGGGACACGGGCCAAAUUCAAAAAUUUUACAACA